Molecule: messenger RNA, 1011 nt
Organism: Lytechinus variegatus (green sea urchin)
Lineage: Eukaryota; Metazoa; Echinodermata; Echinoidea; Temnopleuroida; Toxopneustidae
Product: protein KRI1 homolog
Exons: 4
Coding region: 23-901 (292 amino acids)
Biological process (GO): endonucleolytic cleavage in ITS1 to separate SSU-rRNA from 5.8S rRNA and LSU-rRNA from tricistronic rRNA transcript (SSU-rRNA, 5.8S rRNA, LSU-rRNA)
Cellular component (GO): 90S preribosome; nucleolus
Source: RefSeq, a predicted model, not a curated record
UAGUCGGAAGAAAAGAAAGAAGAUGUCCUUGUUUGCCAAGUCACUGGUCAAGAAAAAACCUAUAUUCAAUCCAGAAGAUAAAUCAUUUGAGGAUUACAUUGAGGAGUACUAUCGGCUUGACUACGAGGACAUGAUCGGUGACUUGCCUUGCCGAUUCAAGUACCGCACUGUCCCUCCUAAUAACUUUGGCCUGACGACCGAUGAGAUUCUUCGCUCCCGAGAGAAAGAGUUGAAUCAGUGGGUUUCAUUGAAGAAAACUUGUCAAUAUAGGUCUGAAGAAGAAGAGAAGAGAGACAUUUUAUUGUUCCAGAAAAUGGCUCAGAAUGAAGGAAAAAAGAAGAGGAUAUUUCUCAGUAUGCAUGAAGAAAGGGACAGCGAGGAUACAGAAGAUGCAGAUAAUGCUCAAUCAAGAACACUGUCUGAAUCUAAGCAUAUAGGUCUCAAACAGGGUGGGAGAAAACAGAGUGAUUGCAGUUCUUACUCCAUGAAACCAUCUGCAGAUAGCAGGAAGACAAAGGAAAUGACCCACAUCCAAAAUGAUAUAAGUCCAUCAGAUGCUGUAGGAGUUCAGACAACAGUAUCCUUGAAUGGAAGGAACAUUCUGAAGCCAAACCGCAUGAUGGCAGCAGACAAAGAAAGUCUAGAAAAUGAAGAAUCCAUGGGUGAUACAUCAUCUAGCAAAUUGGCCCUCUCGUCUCGAGAAAAGAAGAAACAGAGAAAGAGAGAGAUCCUGGCCAGACUGAAAGCACUAAAGACUAGAAAGAAAGUGAAACAACUGGAUAGGAUGAGGGGCAGGGUGAAGGUUGGUGCAGGAACAGUGUCUGAAGCCAGACUUAAGGCCUAUGGAAUAAAUCCAAAGAAGCAUAUGUAUCGGAUGAAGAAUGAGAUUGCAAAUAAAUGACAUGGUGUGCUACAGAAUGAUCUAAGCCUUCUCUCUUAUACAGUGCGUAUAAAAAAAACGGGACAGUUUUGAAAAGUCUAUAAAAAUUUGUUUCAAAUUAUUAUAUCUAU